This is a messenger RNA of Brienomyrus brachyistius, 2681 nucleotides long. Its product is annotated as protocadherin beta-1-like. The record is from RefSeq and is a predicted model, not a curated record. Gene Ontology annotation, biological process: homophilic cell-cell adhesion. Gene Ontology annotation, molecular function: calcium ion binding. Lineage: Eukaryota; Metazoa; Chordata; Actinopteri; Osteoglossiformes; Mormyridae. Gene Ontology annotation, cellular component: plasma membrane.
UUAAUUGCAAUGCACUUCCUUACAUGAACUCAAAGUGACGCUGUUGAUCAGCGUGCUGCAGUUUCAUCAUCAGAUUUCCAAAAGAACCUCCCCUUGUUGUCCUAAGAUUCGAGAAAGCAUUGGGAAGGCACGCUUCUCCCCGACAGCACAAUAAUAUAUUGUGCAGGAUUUAUGGAGAUUUUUGAUUGCGUUUUUUCGUCAUUGGACAUUUACACCGUAUCAUCUGCCUGUUUUAAUCCGGAAUAUCAAUUCAAUUUUAACCAGAACAACAUUGCUUGACUGCUUGUUGAGGUGCUGGGAAAAUGCCGGGUAAACCAGUAACAUGGCAAGUAGCAUGCAUCUUUCUCCUUUUUGUCGUUUCUGUUAAUGGACAGGUGCGUUUAUCUAUACCAGAAGAGAUGGAGACAGGGUCAUUAAUAGGCAAUGUUGCGAAAGAUCUUGGUUUGGACAUAAAGAGACUUAGAUCAGGAAACGCGCGUAUAUAUUCUGGAGAUAGUACCGAAUACAUAGAGUUAGACAGAGAAAGGGGGCUCCUCCUUGUUAAAGAAAAAAUUGAUCGUGAAUCGCUUUGUGGAAAAACAAUUCCAUGCGCAUUACAUUUUCAGGUCAUUUUAGAAAAUCCGAUGGAAUUCUAUACCAUUAUUUUGGAGAUUACGGAUAUCAAUGACAAUGCACCCGUUUUUAAAAAGAAUGAAUUUAGGUUUGAAAUAAGCGAGUCAGCUGUGACCGGAGCCAGAUUCGUCCUGGAUAAGGCCGUGGAUGCGGAUGUAGGUGUUAAUGACCUACAAGCUUAUUCUCUUGAACCAAAAGAAAAUUUUCACCUAAAAUUGCACAGCCAGCCAGACGGAAGUAAAAAGGUUGAAAUGGUUUUAGGGAAACAGCUUGACAGAGAAAAGCGGGAUAAACUGACAGUUCUGUUAACCGCUAUGGAUGGUGGCGAUCCGCCGAUGUCUGGUACAGCGCAGAUACAUAUUACUGUACUUGAUGUUAAUGACAACGCUCCUCUUUUUACGCAGCCUAUAUAUAAGGCAUCUGUAAUAGAGAAUGCAGCAAAAGGUACUAUCUUAACAACAGUGAGCGCGUCUGAUUUAGAUGAAGGUUCUAAUGGUAAAGUGACAUAUUCUAUUACAAAUAGCAUGGACACUAUGUUAGAUUUAUUUGAGAUUGACCAAAUCAGCGGAGAAGUGAGAUUAUCUGGUGAAAUCGAUUAUGAAAAGGCCAGACAUUAUCAAAUUGAUAUUAAAGCAAAUGAUUACGGAGGGCUUUCGGAUUCUAGUAAAAUUAUCCUCGAUGUUACUGAUGUGAACGACAAUAGUCCGUUAAUUAACUUCAUGUCGACAUCAAAGUCAAUACCGGAAAACUCGCCCCAAGACACGGUAGUAGCCAUACUGACAGUGAAGGACCCUGACUCUGACAAUAACGGAAUAGUUCAUUGUCUUAUCGAUAAUAUUUUUCCGUUUUCUAUUAGAUCAACCUCCAAUGGUUUCUACAGUCUUGUUACUGCAAUGUCUUUAGAUCGGGAAACACAGUCUGAAUAUAACAUAACCCUGAUCUGUGCAGAUGAAGGAAUCCCCUCACUUUCUAGUAGCGUCGUUUUGAACAUAAAGAUAUCAGAUGUGAAUGACAAUGCGCCGGUCUUUGACAAAAGUUCAUAUGAUGCAUAUAUAACAGAAAACAACGCGCCAGGGGUCUCCAUAUUCUCAGUGAAAGCCAGUGAUGCAGACUGGAACCAAAAUUCGCGAAUUUCCUAUAUACUGGAAGAUUCGUUUGUAAAUGGAGUGUCAGUAUCGUCUUAUGUGUCUGUUAACUCCGACAGUGGAGUAGUUCAUGCCUUACGCUCCUUGGAUUACGAGCAAAUAAAGGAUUUUAGGUUUCGCAUAAAAGCACAAGAUGGUGGAUCACCGCCGCUGAGUAGCAAUGUGACUGUAAAUAUUUUAAUCUUGGACCAGAAUGACAAUGCACCUCAGAUCCUCUACCCAGUUCCUUCAAGUGGCUCAGUGGUGGCUGAAAUUGUGCCUCGUUCAGCGGAAGUCGGAUAUCUCGUCACGAAAGUCGUCGCUGUGGACGUGGACUCUGGACAGAAUGCCUGGCUCUCAUAUAAAAUGGUUAAGUUAACCGACAGGGCGCUUUUCGAAGUGAAUUUACAGAAUGGAGAAAUAAGAACUAUACGCCAGAUCAGUGAUAAAGAUGCCUUCAAGCAAAAACUAUCUGUUAUAGUGGAGGACAACGGGCAGCCGCCUAAGUCUGCUACAGUUAAUGUUAACGUAGCGGUGGCGGAUAAUUUCCCAGAAAUGCUCGCGGAAUUUAGUGACACUACCACUGACAAGGAUUAUAAUGGCAAUAUGACUUUUUAUUUAGUUUUGGCUUUGGCGGUAGUUUCAUUCCUCUUUAUUGUUUCCAUAAUUACCAUAGUAUCCGUGAAAUGCUACAGGUGGAGGUGCGAACGAAUGUUUUAUAAAUCUAGGGAAUCUGCCCGUUAUCCCGUACUACCCACCGCUUUACGCAGACAUCGGAGGUACAGGAACUCUUCAGCAUGUGUAUAAUUAUGAGGGCUGCGGGACGACUGACUCCAGGAGGAGUGACCUGAAAUACGGCAGACCGUGUAGUCAGAGCGUCAUCAGUCUGGAUGCCAGUGGAACACAGACCCUGAUGCAUAGAGAAAAAGACGUAGAAGUCAACAG